Stereum hirsutum FP-91666 SS1 is the source of this 990-nucleotide messenger RNA. RefSeq names its product NAD-P-binding protein. The coding region runs from base 1 to 990 and encodes 329 amino acids. Lineage: Eukaryota; Fungi; Basidiomycota; Agaricomycetes; Russulales; Stereaceae. The transcript is spliced from 7 exons. The record is from RefSeq and is a predicted model, not a curated record.
AUGGGCUUCUUGUUCUCUAAACCAAAGUACGAUCCCUCUCACGAUAUUCCCGACCUUACAGGAAAAGUCGCACUAGUGACUGGAGCAAACUCUGGAAUAGGCUUCGAGACUGCGCUGCAACUAGCAAAACGAGGAGCGAAGGUCUACCUUGGUUGCAGGUCGGAAUCAAGAGCUAAAGAUGCCAUCGCCAGGAUGUGCAAAGCUGCUCCUGGACUCGAUCUGGAGGAUAGACUCGUAUGGUUGCCGCUUGAUUUGUCGGUCAUGAAACUUGCGAAGAAGGCUGGGGAGGAGCUGUUGUCGAAAGAGACACGAUUGGAUAUUCUCGUCAAUAACGCUGCAUGGACUAUCAAGGACUAUGAAUUAUCUGAAGAUGGCAUCGAAAAGGCUGUAGCUGUUAACCAUCUCGGCCACUUCAUUCUCACAGAGACUGUGCUGCCUCUCAUGAAAGCGACUUCCCAAUUACCUGGAGCUGACACUCGCAUCGUAGCAGUCAGUUCGGAUGCGUACAGCCGAGCAGGGACGACGGACUUCUCGAGUCUGGAAGCCCUCAACUCCGCUCAAGGCAAACCCGGAAGUGAAAAUACAUUCUUCACGAAGCUCUGGAGAUACGGGACGACGAAGCUUCAGAACAUACUGUGGGUGGGAGAACUACAGCGUAGGCUCGAUGCUGAAGGAAUACCAAUAACCGUCAUCGUAAUCCAUCCCGGUGCCGUCAGCACAGAGGGUCUUAAUAACGGUAUGCCUACCUGGUUCUUGUUUCUCGUUUCCCCCUUCGCCGUCAGUCCCUCGUACGGCGCAUUCACGUCGCUCUUUGCCGCCACGUCUGCGGAGGUGGCCGCUGCGAAGGAGAAGUAUAAGGGUGCGUUCCUGAUGCCGUACGGUAAGGUGACCAAGGUAACGAAGGAGGCAAGGGAUCCGGUCCUUGCGAAGACGCUCUGGGAGACUUCGGAGAGGGUUAUAAGAGACGCUUUGCAGAGACAGGCUGAUUAG